AUGCCCAAAUACCCCCCUCGUCAGUCCAACUCAUCAAGUGGAGUUGAUGUUUCUGGGCUUAUUGGCGCUGGUUCAGCCAAGCUAAAGAAGAAAAUACGUGAUAUUGAAAGACUAUUGAGGAAACAAGAGCUACCAUCAGAUGUUCGUCUGGAGAAUGAAAGGGCACUUAACGCUUUGAAAAUGGACUUGGAGGACAAGAAGGUUGAUUUAAGAGCACAAAAAUAUGCUAAAAAGUAUCACAUGAUCCGGUUUUUUGAAAAGAAGAAGGCUUUAAGAAACUACAAGAGAGUCAAGAAUGAACUGGAAGCUGCGACCGAUAAAAAGGAAAUAAAAAAGUUAAAGAAAAAGCUGCAUCAUUGUGAAAUUGAUUUGGCUUAUGUAGUAAACUUUCCAAAGGCUGAAAAGUAUAUUAGUUUAUUUCCAAACCCUGUCGACCCGAAUGAAAAGCUGUCUGAAGAAACCAAGAAAGGGCUGCUGCACACAGAGCAGGAAAGGCUUGCGUACAAAAAGUUGAUCUCUGAAAUGGCAGAAGCCGGCACUCUACCUAAUACGUUGGAGGAUAUUUUAGCCGGAAGGCCUGCCGUCAACGUGACGACGUUAAGCAAAACUCAAAAUGAUGAAUCAAAUCCAGUUACAGAUGACGUUUCUCAUCAUAAAACGACAACACAAGCGAUCAACAAUCAAGGACAACAGGAAGAAGAAUUCUUUGAAUAG
Komagataella phaffii GS115 is the source of this 714-nucleotide messenger RNA. RefSeq lists its product as uncharacterized. Gene Ontology annotation, cellular component: nucleolus; preribosome, small subunit precursor. The coding region runs from base 1 to 714 and encodes 237 amino acids. The record is from RefSeq and is a predicted model, not a curated record. The transcript has a single exon. Lineage: Eukaryota; Fungi; Ascomycota; Pichiomycetes; Pichiales; Pichiaceae. Gene Ontology annotation, biological process: maturation of SSU-rRNA from tricistronic rRNA transcript (SSU-rRNA, 5.8S rRNA, LSU-rRNA).